AUGCCUGAGUCUCGUCUGAGUCCCACGGCAGCCCGUCAAACCGCAGCCAGCAGCCUCCUCAGUCACACAGGCGACAGUGCAGGAGCUAAUGGGGACUCCUGCAGUGGAGUGAGAGCUGAAAACUUACAAAGUUUGCACCAUAAGCAGGUCCUUCUGGCUAUGAUGGCUCCCCAGCAGCUUCUGUCAGCGAGUCAGCUGCAGGUUCUCAUUCAGCACAAGCAGCUUCUGCUCCAGCAGCAACAUCUGAAAGAGUUUUACAAGAAACAAGAGCAGAUCCGCCUGCAGCUGCUUCAACAGCAACCCAGCAAGAACGUCAAAGAGGCUGCACAGAAGCUGGUGUUCCAGCAGCUCCAGCAGCAGCACCUCCUCAGCAGGGUGCAGACACCCAUCCUGUCCUCACCCGUCCUCUCUCCAGCUGGUUUUACUUCUGCAGAGCUUCAGCAGCUGUGGAAACAGCUGGCAAAUGGACUAACUGGCGAUAAAAGUCAGGCGAGGGGACACCGGGUCUCUGCGGUAAACGGUAUAAAGGCGACGAAUGUGGCAGAGAAACAAUCGGGUGGCCAGCAGUCUCCUCCCUGCAGGACAGAAUGCUCUGCCAAAGCUGAUCACACUGCCACGCCCACUCACGCACUCUACAGUCAUGGUGUGUGUAAUUGGCCUGGAUGUGAGUCAGACUGCAAAAACUUCAGCCAGUUUAUCCAGCACAUAGGAAGUGAGCACUCUCUGGAUGACAGAAGUGCAGCCCAGUGCAGAGUCCAGGUGCAGGUGGUUCAGCAACUCCAGCUUCAGCUCUGCAAAGAACAGGAGCGUCUGCGAGCGAUGAUGGCUCACCUGCACAUGCCGUCUUUAGAAUCCAAGUCGCUCCACGCGCCUGGGUGCCUGCAGCUGCCACAGUGUGACAGAGCCACUGACCCACUCAGUGUGCAGCUCAGCUCCGUGGCCGGCAGCAUGCCCUCGCUGAGCCCUUCAGACUCAGCCCGGGUGUCGCCUCCACCUCCGGCCUCCUUCAGCACCUCAUCCCAGGCAGGUGUAGAAGAGUCGGACACUCCGACACCAUGCACCGCUGUUAUGAGACGACAGCGUCAGUUGGCCCGGUCUUCAGAACACGAGUACGACCUCUACAAGAACUCAGACGUCAGACCGCCUUUCACCUACGCAACGCUGAUAAGACAGGCGAUUAUGGAAGCGUCAGAUAUGCAACUCACACUCAAUGAGAUAUACAACUGGUUCACACGGACGUUUGCUUAUUUCAGGCGCAACGCAGCCACUUGGAAGAACGCAGUGCGACACAACCUGAGCCUGCACAAGUGUUUUGUACGUGUGGAGAAUGUGAAGGGCGCUGUGUGGACAGUGGAUGAGGCAGAAUACCAGAGGAGACGAUCACAGAAGAUCACAGGGGGUCCGCCACUGAUGAAAGGCAUAUCGUCCGACCUUGAUUUUGGGGCUGUCCUGCAAGCCAACAUACAGACAACAAUGACUGAGGCACCAUCUGCAGGGUUCAGGAAGGAAUCUGUAAGCAGAGGCUCCGAGAAUCAAGAGACCAGCGCAUCAGACAUCCACAGUAACUCAGACUCCUUUUCACAACUCCAGCAAUGUUUCUUCAUUAACAAUGAAGCACGGAAUCUCCAUGGCCAAGAAUCUGCGAUGAUAACAGCAAAGGCAGUGAGUCUGCAGCAUGACGUCACUGAUAAUGAAGAUCAGCUGUUCAACUUUGACUGA
Thalassophryne amazonica is the source of this 1719-nucleotide messenger RNA. Its product is annotated as forkhead box protein P2-like. Lineage: Eukaryota; Metazoa; Chordata; Actinopteri; Batrachoidiformes; Batrachoididae. The record is from RefSeq and is a predicted model, not a curated record. Gene Ontology annotation, molecular function: DNA-binding transcription repressor activity, RNA polymerase II-specific; RNA polymerase II cis-regulatory region sequence-specific DNA binding. Gene Ontology annotation, biological process: regulation of transcription by RNA polymerase II. The transcript has 15 exons. Gene Ontology annotation, cellular component: nucleus. Bases 1 to 1719 code for a protein of 572 amino acids.